CGGAGAAACACCAUGGCUUCCCCGACACAACCCGAUAUGGAGCUCAAAAAAGCUGUCAAGGAGCUGAAGCAGAAGAUGAUCGAGUCUCGGCGGAAGAUGAACAUUGCUGAGAUGCAGGUGAAUCAACACAAAGUCCUCGUACAAAAGAACGCUUUGAUCAAAAAUGUGAUUUCCUCCUACCCCGACGAGAGCCGCAUGUUCGAAUCGGUCGGAAGAAUGUUCAUGCUGAGCAAUAAGAAAGAUUCCUUGACCAGGCUGGAUGAGCGGAGCAAGCUGGCGCGGGAGAAAAUCGAAACUUUGGAGGGGAAUCAGAAAUAUUUAGAGAAGAGUCUUAAAGAUAGCGAAAACAAUCUCCGUGAGAUGAUCGCGAGCAAAAAGGCUGCCGUCUGACGAUUGAGCCGUUCUGUUUAUUUGUAAAAAAAAUCCUAAUGGUGUCUCCCCUUUCAAUAAAGCAGAACUGGGCACAUUCGUGCUCAUGAGUGAA
Messenger RNA from Galendromus occidentalis (western predatory mite), 484 nucleotides. It is a transcript of the gene Pfdn1, whose product is annotated as prefoldin subunit 1. Bases 13 to 390 code for a protein of 125 amino acids. The transcript is spliced from 3 exons. Gene Ontology annotation, biological process: protein folding. NCBI's taxonomy places the organism in Eukaryota, Metazoa, Arthropoda, Arachnida, Mesostigmata, Phytoseiidae. The record is from RefSeq and is a predicted model, not a curated record. Gene Ontology annotation, molecular function: protein folding chaperone. Gene Ontology annotation, cellular component: prefoldin complex; cytoplasm.